Patella vulgata (common limpet) is the source of this 4142-nucleotide messenger RNA. RefSeq names its product nucleolar and spindle-associated protein 1. Gene Ontology annotation, biological process: mitotic cytokinesis; establishment of mitotic spindle localization; mitotic chromosome condensation. Gene Ontology annotation, cellular component: nucleolus; microtubule; mitotic spindle. The coding region runs from base 84 to 2192 and encodes 702 amino acids. The record is from RefSeq and is a predicted model, not a curated record. Gene Ontology annotation, molecular function: microtubule binding. Lineage: Eukaryota; Metazoa; Mollusca; Gastropoda; Patellidae. The transcript has 10 exons.
AGGCGCUCAUGAUUAAAUGUGUCUUUUUCGCGAAUUGCACGUAAAAUAUUUGUUCAAAAGUUAACCAUUUACAGUUAUCCAAGAUGAGUGACAAAAAUUUAAAAGAUAUGAAGUACAGCGAGCUUCAAAAGCUUGCCAAAUCUUGUGGAAUCAAAGCUAACAUGAAGAUUGAAAAGUUGAUAAAGGCAUUAGAUGAAUAUUACAGUAAGGAUAAAAACCAUACAACAUUAUUUAAUACCAGUAGUUCAAGUUGCUCAACCAAUCCUACUUCAUCAACAGAACAGGAAGAAUCAGAGAAAGAAAAUUCUCCAGUUUCUAAAAGAAGACGAAAAACUAAACGUGGAAAAGGCAAGAAGGGUGAAACUGAAACAGAUACAAGAGAAAAUGAAAAAAAGUCCGAUAACCCAGUAUCCAAAGGAAGAAGAACUAGAAAAACAAGAAAUACUGAUCAAGUUGAACAAGUUAAAGGGAAUCUCAAAGAUCAAAUCACCUCACCUGUGGGUUUGAAGAAAAAGCCUUUACCCUCCACACCAGGAAUGAAAUCGCCUUUUUUGUCAUUGAAAUCUCCCAUACCUGCUAGAAUACUACCAGGUACUCCAGGUAUCAGGAAAUCUACACCUUCAUCAUUGAAAUCUCCCAUACCUGCUAGAAUACUACCAGGUACUCCAGGUACCAGGAAAUCUACGCCUUCAUCAUUGAAAUCUAGAAGAGCUUUACCAUCUGUUCCAGCAAACAGAAAAUCGUCCGUUUCAGGUAGAAAAUCUGCCGAUAUAAAAGAACCUACCAAGGCGCAGAAACGUAAGCGAUCCGGCUCGGAAACAAGAAAAUCUUCAACUGAGGAUGAUCGGUCGGAGGAACCAAUUAGUAAAUGUCGAAGAAGUAGUUCCACCUCAUCAGCCAAGACCACACCACAACCUUCAACAUCUGGUAAAUCGACACCCAAACAAAAUAGUCCUGGUGUAAAAAGUUUGAUUAAAGCUAUGGAUGGUUUGAGUUCUGAUGAGAUGAAAGCUAGUUUAUUAAAGGCCUUAGAUAAAAAGGUUAAAGAAAAUCCUAAGAAAAGAGAAUCAGCAGAUAAUACUUCAAGCUCAGGUAUUCCUCGUUUUACAGCUUUUAUGGCUAAAAAGAAUGAAGAGAAGAAAAGUGGAGGUUCUACACCUGAUUGGAAGAAGAUCCAUAAAAAAGAAUUUUCUCGGUGGGAUUCUAUUGAUGUAUAUAUGGAGAAGAAACGAAAGAGAGCCGAAUGUUUAACUGGAUCACUUUAUAAAGCACAGAAACUUCUGGAAGAAACACAAUCGGCCGUUAAUAAACUCAAAAAUACAAAAACACCACAGAUCACUAAACCCAUCAAACCAGACGGUACUAGAUCUUCCUUCCAAUCACCAAAAGUAUUUAGACCGUCUGCUAUCUCAACACAGAAUCUCAAUCUCAAGUUUGGAUCUAAAAAAACACCGCAAAAAUCUACACCAAAACCUACAGCUUCCAAAACAAUUACUCCAAACCCAACGGCUUCCAAAACAAUUACUCCAACACCAACGGCUUCCAAAACAAUUACACCAACAGCUUCCAAAACAAUUACACCCAAGCCAAAUACUGUGACCAGACCCACGAAAACAAUUACUCCUAAAACAAGAGCUACUCCCAUUUCUAACAUGAAAGGCCAAUCAAAAGUUUUGAAUAGCAGAACAAGUUUGAAACCAACGACCACACCAACAGUUAACAAGAGACAAUCGAAACCAUUCAGUUCUACAAGGAUCAAGUCCACAAGUAUUCGUCGCCCAACGAGACCAGUUUCGCCCGGUAAAGUCACCAGUGAGGAUCGUCUGAAUAUUAGCAGUAUUCAAUCUUCAGUACACAAACGAAAAUCAUUUGGCGAGGGUUUAGGAAAGGGAGCUACCCCUUACAACUUUUCUGGAGUUCUUAAUACAUCAGCCAUUAUGAACAGCUCCAUGAAGAAACCAUCUUUUGAUCUCAGGGCCAGUCUAUCAAAACCGUUGUCGUGGAAACCUCAUAAAGGCAAAUUGAAGCCUAUGGAUCUGAAUACUAGUUCUUAUAAACAUAUUGGAGUUGACAAGGCAAGUUACAAGACACCUCAGACAAAGACAAUUGAACACAGACGACAAGCUGCUGCUGAUAGUCGAGCUGAUAAGAAAUUUAAAGCCCAGAUGAACAAACGUGGAAUAAAAUCUUAAACAUCUUUACCUCAUUCUAUCUCUCUCUCUCUCUGUAAACUCUUUUGUUAUAUUCUUAUUGUUAUCUUAUUACAGUUAUAUCUUUGUAAAUAUUUAUACCCCGAGUUCAACCAACUAUCACUGGUCCAGUGGGUCCAUGUAAUCUUAUAUUAGGGACCUUUCGCAUUGGUACGAAAACGAACACCAAAACGAACAUAUGUUCGCUUACGUGUUCGUUUUCGUAUCCUCUAACGCACGGUUUCACAAUCCGACGUACAAUAAUAGCUGGAUGGCAUUAAUUUCCACUUCAUGAACUUCUCGGUCAAGUCAAUGUUUUCAAUCAAUUUUUGGGCAGAUGUACAACAAAUCAAGCAGAAUAUUGCUUUUGAGCACAUUCUACGAACUCUACACAAUCAACAAUAUACACAAAGCAUCGACAAAUGGUGCAAAAUUCAAUAUAUGAGACAAGAAACAUAUUCGUUUGCAUACCUACGUAAAACCAGCUCUGUACGCGUAACGUUUUUUCACUGGCCAAACACUCAUUACGGAUUGACGUCACAAGUACACACGAAUCGAUGACGUUUUCAUUUUCGUACCGAUGUGAAAGGUCCCUAAUCUUAUUGUGUUAGCAUUUUCUCAUUCCUGUUAGCAUUUUCUCGUGGAGUAUUUAUAGCCUAUGUUUCAUUCUGUAGAUAAAAACAAAUAUUAUAUAUUAUACAUCAUAUUGUCUACUUGACAUAUUUAAAUGUUUUCUCAUUGUUAAAGUAUUAGAUUAUACUCAUUCAUUCUUUAAAAAACCUAUUCAUUGUCUGCUUCUAAGUGUUUCAUGUUCAGCUGCCUUCAUAUUAACCUGAUUGUAUCUCAUAUUAUGUUAUGAAUAUCUUUUAAAACACAUUGUUGAUACCACGUAAAUAAUUUUAGUGUCUCUCCCCGUUUUAAUCAUCUUGGUUUAACCACAGGAUCUAUAACAUAUCGUUACUCUAUUCACCUCAAAAUACUUCGCCUGUCAUUGUUUAGCCAUAAAUAGUGAUAAAUAUGGUGCAUGAGGCAAAAUAUGACUUCCUUUUCUGGAACAUCUAAUACCAUUUCUCCGGUGAGCUAUCUGUAGUGAGUGUCAUGUAAGUAUAAUACAGGGUAUGUUGUUCAGGUCUACAACACUGAAUAACUUUACUCAAUCAAGGUGUUUACAAUCACCUGUCUGACACAUGUCAAUAAAAAGAGCAGUUUAUAAAGAACCAAAGGUAGUAAUGAUACCCAGUGAUCCUUGAUUAUUUCAAGAUGUGUUUUGUAUAUUUUAAUAUGAGUCAAUAUGUAAAUAUUCAUGUCUUAUUCUAGUGCUAUUUGUCCAUGUUAUAUUGCUAUAUUUUAUAUCCACAUAGUAACAGUUGUCAUGCAUGAGACAGGGUGUGCUUACUGUAUGAUACCCGCAUAGUAACAGUUGUCAUGCAUGAGCCAUGGUAUGCUUGUAUUUUAUAUCACUUUUAGCCGCCAUAUUCAACAUCACCUGUACAGUAAUAUAAAUACUCUCUCUCAUAUAUACAGUUCCACUCAACAGGGCGAACAAGUAAAGUAACUAGUCAUUUGGAUGAGACAAAAACAGUCCAAUGUAUGUUAAAGAUCCCUUAGCCGUUUUAUUCGAAAUGGUAGAAUCAUAAGUGCGUCAUUUAUUCAUGGAGUUGUUGCUUUUGUCAUCAAAACACUCAUCAAAGCUCUGAAGACUUAGUUAAAAGUUUCAUGUCAACCAAUUUGAAGAGAUUUAAAUGUUGUAUUUUGCUUGAGAAUUACCUUUAGAUCAUAUAUAACUUAAUAGAAUUUAUCUGGUAACCAGGUCUAUCUUAAAUAUAUAAUAUUGUUUUUAUAAAAAUAUCUUCUUACAUUGAUAUAAAUUAGACCAUUCAUUCAGAACUUGUAUCAUUAACAUACACUUAUAAUUUAUUUCUAAACACAUAGAAUUAAAAUUAAUAUUAUGUA